Messenger RNA from Bathycoccus prasinos, 1419 nucleotides. RefSeq lists its product with no specific name. The record is from RefSeq and is a predicted model, not a curated record. Bases 1 to 1419 code for a protein of 472 amino acids. The transcript has a single exon. NCBI's taxonomy places the organism in Eukaryota, Viridiplantae, Chlorophyta, Mamiellophyceae, Mamiellales, Bathycoccaceae.
AUGACGACAGAAGAGAAGACGAAAGAAGAAGAAGAAAUCGUCCCGACGAAAACCGCAGGCGCGAUCUUAUUCUGCGGAUGCACGGAUUUCAAGAACGUCGGACGGACGAAACAAAUCGACGAAUCGGUGUUUGCGAACGUGAACGUCCCUUCGAAAAUUUCCACGUUUGAGAAUGAAAAUGAUUUGGAGUUUACAUUCAUCGCGUCCGGUUCCGCGGCGGCACACAACGUGGCCAUCGAUACGAAAGGGAGGUUAUGGGCGUGGGGGAGGAACGAGAACGGGCAGUUAGGGACCGGGGAUAAAGAUAACAGGAACGCGCCGAGUGUGGUGAAAGGGAUUCACUUUGGCGAGAAUGCAGACGGCGAGGGCGAGGAGGCGGUGAAAAUCGUUUGGGCGGCGUGCGGGAAGAACCACACGAUUGCGAUAGAUUCAGAAGGUGGUUUUUACGCGUGCGGGUCGAAUAAGUCUGGCCAACUCGGGGUUCCCAUCACGUGGUCGAGGCAGAAGAAGAACGUGGACGACGAACGCGUGGAGUUUGUGAAGAGCGCGAGCGCGACGCAGGCGAAGUUCGUGAAAGCCACGUGCGGGGUGGAUUUUACCGUGUUGACCGACGCGGAUGGGAAGAUGUGGUCGUUUGGAUGCCCACAAUACGGACAGCUAGGCCACGGGGACGAUCACGAGUACAACAUGAAGGAAGGCACGGUGAAGUUGGCGUACGAGCCGCAACCGACGCCGAAGAUGAUUAGGAGCGGAGAUUUGAACGCGGAGAAGGAUUAUAAAGUCGUCAAAGUGUGCUGCGGACACAAUCACGUGGCGUGCUUUUGCGAGGACGGGAAACUUUACACGUGGGGGAACGGUGGUUACGGCAGGUUAGGCCAUCGCGUGCAAAAAGACGAGUUUUCACCGAAAAUGGUAGAAGUUCAAGGGGGCGAUAGAAACUUGAUCCCGAAAGACGCCAUUUUGGCGUGCGGGAGUACCGCGACGCACUUUUCCGCGUGCAUGGGCCAGUUAUACGCGUUCGGAAAGUUGAAAGUGAGCGGCGAUAACACGAUGUACCCAAUGCCGCAGAUGGAUUUACAAGGUUGGGUGUUGAGAGAUUUCGCGAGUGGCGCGGUGACCUUCGCGACGUGCCAAGACGAGAUGACCGUGACGUGGGGCGCCGGCGGGUACGGCGAAUUAGGCUACGGGCCAGAAGGAAAAAAAUCGAGCGCGUGCCCGGAUGUGGUGCCGUCAUUGCAAGGGAAGAGAACGAUUAUGGUCGCGUGUGGGUUAGGACAGACGCUGUUUUUGGUGAAGAGCGAAGACGUGAAGGAAGGCGUGCCGGUGUUCGAGCCGUUGCCGGAAACGAAAGGCGGAGAGAAGAAGAAACAAGGCGCGCAUUUGAUCAAACCAGGGGGUGCGAAGAAAGCGAAGAAGUAA